Vicia villosa (hairy vetch) is the source of this 2690-nucleotide messenger RNA. RefSeq names its product 3beta-hydroxysteroid-dehydrogenase/decarboxylase-like. NCBI's taxonomy places the organism in Eukaryota, Viridiplantae, Streptophyta, Magnoliopsida, Fabales, Fabaceae. The transcript has 12 exons. The record is from RefSeq and is a predicted model, not a curated record. The coding region runs from base 651 to 2339 and encodes 562 amino acids. Gene Ontology annotation, molecular function: 3-beta-hydroxy-Delta5-steroid dehydrogenase (NAD+) activity. Gene Ontology annotation, biological process: steroid biosynthetic process.
AUUCUAUUUAAACCUACAGCCUCUAUCCCUCUGCUGUUAUUUUUCUCACUUCAUCAAGUCUCUAUCUUCCAUUCAUCUUUCCUCUCUUGCACUUGUUUUUUCUGCUGAAAAUACAGCACGACCGGAGAGAAUUGAAAUUAAGCUUCACCGUGCCAUCAUUUUUCUCAGAAAACCAUCUCCGACGAUCAUGACCCAGAGCGCCACCGUCAUGGUUUCACCACCACCACCUCUCAGGUAACUUCCGUUCACUCCCACUCUCUCACAAUUCACGCAUCUUCCCCUUUACCCUCACUUUAAGAAUCCUCCAUUUCCCAACUUUUCACACACACUCUCUCUCUGCCACUUUCCGUUACAUUUCAACUUCAAUUAGGUUAACUAACGCGGUUCCCGUUAUCACUCAUUAACUUUGACUCACUUUCUUUUUUCCCUGUAAAAGCUCUUUCUUAUCACAAUUCACAUGCUGUUCCAAUUCACUGGCUUCCUACAAUUUAAUUAAAAAUCAAAUCAGUGAUUUUUCCCUUCCUUCUCACUUAACCCACGAACUCCACCAGCUAAAUUUCUCACUGGAUCUGUUUUUGUUUCACUCUCUCUUUCUACUCAUUCUUCUCUACGACUUCCGGAUCCAUAACUGACAAACAAUAUUCUAAUCGAUGGCGGCUGAUGAGGCGUGGUGUGUGGUCACCGGAGGCCGCGGCUUUGCCGCACGACAUUUAGUGGAAAUGCUAAUCCGAUUCAACACCUACUGCAUACGCAUCGCCGAUUUGGGACCCACCAUUGAACUCGAACCCUCUGAACAAUUAGGCCUCCUCGGUCAAGCUCUACACUCCGGUCGUGCUCAAUACGUCUCCGUCGAUCUUCGCAAUAAGGCUCAACUCUUGAAAGCGUUUGAAGGAGUUGAAUCUGUGUUUCACAUGGCUGCUCCGAACUCUUCUAUUAAUAAUUAUCAGUUACAUUAUUCAGUUAGUGUUGAAGGAACAAAGAAUGUUAUUGAAGCGUGUGUGGAGUUAAAAGUGAAGAGACUCAUUUAUACUAGUUCUCCUAGUGUUGUUUUUGACGGUGUUAACGCACUUCAUAAUGGAAAUGAAUCAUUGCCUUAUCCAUCUAAGCAUAACGAUCAUUACUCGGCAACUAAAGCGGAGGGUGAGGCGUUGGUUAUUAAGGCUAACGGGACUGGUGGACUACUAACUUGCUGCAUACGCCCUAGCAGUAUUUUUGGACCUGGUGAUAAACUCUUGGUACCGUCAUUGGUUGAUGCUGCCAGGGCGGGGAAAUCCAAGUUCAUUAUUGGUGAUGGCAAUAAUGUAUAUGAUUUCACAUAUGUUGAAAAUGUGGCGCACGGCCAUAUAUGUGCUGAUCGAGCUUUAGCUUCAGAGGGAAGCGUUUCCGAAAAAGCUGCAGGACAGGCAUACUUCAUCACAAAUAUGGAACCUAUAAAGUUUUGGGAAUUCAUGUCUUUGAUUUUGGAAGGUCUUGGAUAUCAAAGGCCAAGAAUAAAGAUCCCUGCAUUUGUUGUCAUGCCAAUUGCACAUUUGGUGGAGUUGAUAUAUAGGCUUCUUAGCCCAUAUGGGAUGAAGGUGCCUCAGCUAACCCCGUCAAGAAUAAGGCUCUUAUCUUGCACCAGAUCUUACGAUAGCUCAAAAGCAAAGGAUCGCCUUGGCUAUGUACCCGUUGUAACUCUACAGGAAGGCUUGCGGAUGACAAUUGAAUCAUACCCACAUUUGAGGGCUGAAAAUCAAGUUACGUCUAAAAGAGAAGGUCCCUCCAAAGCUUCUGUCUAUCUUGGAAGUGGAAGAGUUGCGGACACUUUACUUUGGAAGGAUAAAAAGCAAACUUUCACCACAUUGUUAGUCUUGAUAGCAAUAUAUGUCAACUUCAUUGCAUCUGAGAAUACCUUCAUUACUGCUCUUGCAAAGCUUCUAAUUUACUCAUCAAUCGGUUUAUUCGUUCAUGGCAUUUUUCCUGCAAAAAUAUUGGGGUACACUAUUGAGAAAAUGCCCCCAUCAUGGUUCCACUUAUCAGAAGAUAGGUCAAAUCGAAUUGCUCUCAGAGUAGCCUCAUCUUGGAAUUUUGCUGUGAGUGCUUUAAAAUCUAUUGCAGAAGGGAAUAAUUCGGUGUUGUUCUUCAAGGUUGUUUUCUCUAUGCUCGUUCUUAGCUUCCUGGGAGCAUUUUCACUUCAUAACUUGUAUACUAUAGGACUUACCUUAGCAUUUAUAGCUUUCUACGUUUAUGAAAAGAAGGAGGAAGACAUUGACAGCAUAGUUAUAAAAACACAUACUUUUGGGUGCAAGUUGAAAUCUGAUAUCACAAAGAAGUUUCUUACUUCAAGGAAGAUUGAUUGAUAGUUUUUUUCCUUCUUUCGAUUCUGGUUGGUAAAACUGAUUGAUAGCUUCUAGCCCUAGAUUUUUCUUAGAUGAGUGGGCUGAUGCAUCUUCAUUUACUCCACGUCCGAGUUCUUUGUAUCAUUGUACAAUUAUUGUAAUGUAAUUUGAAAUUUUGUAGCAACCUUUGAGUAGGUCAAGAACAUUUUUCAGCUGAAGUAUAUACAUCCAAUAAAACAAACUAGUAGGUUUAGCUAUAAAAUCAUGUUGCAGAGCUGUUUCAAUUAGAUUGAGAUAGUUUUUCAACCAAAACCAAAUGUAAAUGUAAACAUCAUACUCAAAAACUAAAUAAAAUAUACAUUUUAAUUAUAA